Molecule: messenger RNA, 423 nt
Organism: Striga asiatica
Lineage: Eukaryota; Viridiplantae; Streptophyta; Magnoliopsida; Lamiales; Orobanchaceae
Source: the annotation of a GenBank genome assembly
AUGGGCGAGUUCGGUUUGAGUCUUCAUCGAUCGGGUGGAUCUAUAUGCUCGGGGGUGUCGAGACGAGGUGUAGCGCAGUCUGAGGGCCAUAGGUUCGAAUCCUGUCACCUUGAUUGCUUUCGCUUCGCAAAGUACGAAUUGAAUAUAGAAAAAAGGACUCCUUCCGAGAAAGUACGCAAAAUCUUCAAUGAUGCUCUGAAGAAUUGCAACUCCCAGAGUGCAAGAGGCCCGCAGAAGCGGACAAAGUCGACAACCGGUUCGAAGACUUUUUUGAAUCAGUUGAGUUUGGUCCUAACGUAUAUUCGUCUGGUGGUCUCGUAUAUAAGAUCAUGGCUCCUUUUAGGAGUGAUCUUUCAACAAGCCUGUGGUGAUCUCACUUUCGAAAGAGAGUCUCGACGUGGCGGUGUACACGUAGCUCCAUAA